Molecule: messenger RNA, 1523 nt
Organism: Musa acuminata AAA Group (dessert banana)
Lineage: Eukaryota; Viridiplantae; Streptophyta; Magnoliopsida; Zingiberales; Musaceae
Exons: 2
Coding region: 133-465 (110 amino acids)
Source: RefSeq, a predicted model, not a curated record
AUAAUUACCACGUCACCGAAUUAAAGACAAUGCUCAGCUCCAAGGCCCGAUGACGUCUGGUAGAGAGAUGAGGGUGGUUCUUUGUUUUUGAUUUGUUGGUCGCUCCCGACACCCGAGUACGAGCGAGCGAGCAUGAAUUGCCGGAGCCUGGAGGAAUACUGGGCCUUCUACGUGAGCCAGCACUCGAAGCCGUCCACGCGGCGGUGGCACUUUGGCGGCACCCUUGCCGCCCUCCUCUGUCUCCUCCUCGCCGCCCUCCGCGGCAGCUGGGGCUUCCUUCUCCUCGCCCCGCUUCUCGGCUACGGCCCCGCCUGGUACAGCCACUUCUUCGUCGAGGGCAACCCGCCCGCCGCCUUCGACCGCCCGCUCUGGUCCUUCCUCUGCGACCUCAAGAUGUUCGCCCUCAUGCUCGCCGGGCGGAUGGACCGCGAGAUCAAGCGCCUCGGCAAGAGACCCCUCCUCUAGGUCUUCUGAUCCCCCAUCGGAUCACAUCACGAUCCUCCGCUUCUCUUCUCGUUGUUGGACUCAUCUGCUGGCAACUCGAGAGCUUCAUCAUCUUUACAGUCCGUGAGCUUCUCAGAACUGCCUUCCCUUCCUCCUCCUCCUCCUCCGUCCUACCUGCUUUUGUAUUCCUUCGUGCACAAACAACCGGGAAGAGGGUUGGCAUAAAAGCACUCCUCGUGUCGUCGUGUUCGAUGGACCUUCCUCUCGUACGGCCCCCCGAGCCUGUCGGCGUGAUCCCUCUUCACCUGCUGCUGGAACUCCCCCCAGCUUAUUCCACCCGAAUCCAGCUGAUCCAUCAGCUUCACUAGCCUCUGCCUGAGAAGACAUUUGCUGGUUGAAGACAGCUGCUCGGUGGCGAAAUCAUGGAGCAGAACGGCAUCGCGUACCUGUCCGGGUUGAUGGUCUUCCGAAACCCCGCCAACCUUCGAUGCCCCUGCACUGCUUUGGCCAUGUUGCCGUCGUAGGUGUACACGAACACGUCGCUCCUGAGGGCGACGAUGUGGUCGAGGGCGGCAAGUCUGUUCUGGUACAUCUGCAGCGGCGCCAAUUCCUCGGCGGAUGCCAAGCUGCGGUGGGUGUGGAUGUUGGGGUACUCUGCUUUCAACGCGCCCAUGCUGUUGGCGCCGUAGAUUUCUCCGGCCACGAUGUAGAUGCUGGUGGCGAAAGGGUAGCCCAUUGCCUUGAGGAACAUGGCGGCUUCGCGCGGUGUCAUCGGACACCCUCCUUGGACUCGCUUCUCCCUGCUGUUGAUGUCCUUCUCCUUCCAGUGCCUCACGCUGUACCUCAUCACUCUCAGCUCUUCCGCCUCCGCCGCAGACAGGUUGUGGCUGCAGCCGGUAAACGACAGCAUGUCCUUCUCGUAUCUGCAACAUCGUCAUUCUAAGUUGUGUGUCCGAACGAAGACGAAGACGAAGUCGACGUCGACGUCGACGUAAACGCUGUUUAGAGCUUGCCUUAGAUGGAGUGCGAUGUAGUGAUUGCUGCCAUUCCUCAACCUGUCAACAAGUCUCCGUCCUAUC